Molecule: messenger RNA, 930 nt
Organism: Aspergillus wentii DTO 134E9
Lineage: Eukaryota; Fungi; Ascomycota; Eurotiomycetes; Eurotiales; Aspergillaceae
Exons: 1
Coding region: 1-930 (309 amino acids)
Source: RefSeq, a predicted model, not a curated record
AUGCCCCGAAUCUUCAUGACCGGGGCCUCUGGCUUCAUCGGAUCCACCAUUGCCGAACUGGCCAUCACCCGCGGCUACCAGAUCUACGGCCUAUCUCGAACCGAAGCCACCGAUGCCAAAUUGACUCAGCUUGGUGUCGUCCCGGUACGAGGGGACCUACAUUCUCUCGAUGUCCUCCGCGAUCAAAGUGCCCAGGCAGACAUCGUGAUGCAUCUGGCCGAUGCGUUGGCCGGAAACUUUGGCAUGGACUAUGAAGAAGUCCUACGUAUUGACUUCGCUGCUGUUGAUGCCAUCGGGGAGGGGCUGCAGGGGUCGAAUAAGCCGUUGGUCGUCACGUCCGGCUCGCUGGUGGUUGCACCUGAUCCCACUGGCGCUGAAACGGACGAGACAUCGCCACUCAAUGAGAAUCCUCUCAACGGCCGGAUUCGUGCUGAGCGGCAUGCGCUUGAGCUGGCUGGUAAAGGUGUCAAAGUGUCUGUGAUCCGGUUGGCUCCGUUUGUCUAUGGCCGUGGAGGCAGUGGGAUACGCUUGUUUAUGGGCAUGUUCAAGAAUGCUGGACAAGCCUUUUACGUGGAUGAUGGGGCUGUCAAGACAUCUGCAGUCCAUGUUGACGAUGCUGCGCAGUUGUAUCUUCUUGCUGCUGAGCAGGCAAAGGCGGGGGAUGUUUUCAACGGUGUGUCUUCGACGACUGUGACGAUACGUGAGUUAUCCGAGGCGAUGGGCGAGAUCUUGGAUCUCCCUGUGGUUUCUCUACCCUACGACAAGACUGUCGGUCAAAUGGGCGAGUUUCUGGCGAGGUUCUUGAGUUCAGAAAAUCGUGGAUCUGGUGGGAAAGCAGAGAGGGAGUUGGGAUGGAAACCUGCAGGAAUGGGCAUUUUGGAGGACAUCAAGAGUGGUUCGUAUGUAGCAGUGGCUGAGGGAUUAAAAUGA